Penicillium alfredii is the source of this 1542-nucleotide messenger RNA. RefSeq names its product putative MFS transporter. The record is from RefSeq and is a predicted model, not a curated record. Gene Ontology annotation, cellular component: membrane. Lineage: Eukaryota; Fungi; Ascomycota; Eurotiomycetes; Eurotiales; Aspergillaceae. Gene Ontology annotation, biological process: transmembrane transport. Gene Ontology annotation, molecular function: transmembrane transporter activity. The transcript has 3 exons. The coding region runs from base 1 to 1542 and encodes 513 amino acids.
AUGGCGUCCAGUCCCGCGCAUCUCUCGUCGCCAGACGAUAUGACUAAAACAGCCACUCUCGGGGCCAUUGAAGAGCCCAACAAGCUGCAGAGUCAUGGAUCUGCCCCAGGAGUUGUCGACGAAAUCACUCGUGUGGUUGAUCACAAGGCCGAGCGGCGUCUCUGCCGGCGGUUUGACAUUCGUCUGCUGCCAAUUCUGGCUAUUAUGUACCUUUUCAAUGCCCUCGACAAGGCAACCUUCGAGUUAUUUUGGCCCUCGUAUGCUGACAAGAUGGCCCAUGGAGACCUUCACUUCAAGCCAAACCAGUAUAAUCUGCUCUUGUCGAUCUUUUUUGUACCCUUUGUGGUGUUCGCGCCACCGUUCUCAAUGCUUGGGAAGAAAUUCAGCCCGGCACGCGCCCUGCCGGUCCUAAUGUUUUCAUUUGGCUCCUUCACACUGCUCUCUGCGGCCGCGCAUAACUUUGGAGGUCUCUUCGCGUUGCGCUGGUUCUUGGGCAUGUCUGAGGCUGCAUUCCUUCCUUUGGUGAUCUAUUACUUGACUACCUUCUAUCGCCGAGGCGAGCUGGCACGUCGUCUCGCAAUAUUUUAUGCGGCCUCGAACAUUGCCAACGCUUUUUCUGGACUCAUCGCCUUCGGAGUAUUUCAGAUCAAAGGGUCGGGUCUGCAGAACUGGCGGUAUCUCUUUCUGAUCGAGGGCGGGGUGACCGUCGUCUUUGCAACAUUCGCCUUCUUCUAUCUCCCUCGCAGUGCUGCCGAGGCUCGAUUCCUCUCCGAAGAAGAAAAGGCACUGGCAUUUCACCGGAUCCAGGUCGAUUCCAGUGCGGUAGUGAACGAGAAGUUCCGCUUCCGAGAAGCCAUUACAAUCUUCAAGCAUCCCACGACCUAUGUCUUUCUCUGCAUCGAAAUCUGUCUGGGCGUGCCCCUGCAGGGGGUCGCACUCUUUAUGCCACAGAUUGUCUCACGGUUGGGCUAUCCAACCGUCAAGACCAACCUAUACACAGUGGCGCCGAACGUCACUGGUGCGGCCAUGCUCCUGGUGCUGGCCUUUGCCUCCGAUGCCACACGACUGCGAUCGCCGUUUCUCGUGCUGGGGUUUCUUCUCACUUUCUCGGGCUUUAUGAUCUAUGCAUCCAUCGAUGACGUCCAUGGCCGGCUGCAUCUGGCCUACUUUGCUACCUUCAUGAUGACCUGGGGUACCUCCGCGCCGUCCGUGAUUCUCAGUACUUGGUACAACAACAAUAUUGCCCAUGAAGGGCGCCGCGUCCUGCUGACUAGUAUCGGAGUCCCACUGGCCAAUUUGAUGGGCCUGGUCAGCAGUAACCUGUUUCGGAGCCAGGAUGCCCCCAAAUAUAUGCCGGCCUUGGUCACUGUGGCGGCAUUCGGCGCAGCCGGUGCGAGUCUGGCAGGUCUGCUGGCAUUGUAUAUGUGGCUGGAUAACAAGCGACGCGACCGUCGUGACGGCAUGUGCAUUCACGCGCGGGAUAUCCCCACGGAGCGAAUGAGGGACGGCCCUUCGUCUCCUCAGUUCCGGUGGUUUUUGUAA